Sungouiella intermedia is the source of this 762-nucleotide messenger RNA. The record is from the annotation of a GenBank genome assembly. NCBI's taxonomy places the organism in Eukaryota, Fungi, Ascomycota, Pichiomycetes, Serinales, Metschnikowiaceae.
AUGUCAAGAUUGAUUAAAAUAUGUGGACUACGAACUGCUGAAGCUGCAGAAGAGGCAGUCAAUCUGGGCGCAGACCUCCUCGGGGUGAUUAUGGUCCCAAACAGAAAAAGAAGUGUGACACCUGAGGUUGCCCUCGAAAUUUCAAAGAUUGCCAGAAACAAGAGAAAGCAAUUAAACCGGAAAUUUCAGACUUCGAAGGAAAUAUUGGAGUAUGUUCAGAGCCAAAAGUUUGAGCAUUUCGAUGAGUAUUUUAAGUUAUACCGUCAGUUGGUAGUCGAAAACGGCCCAUUCCUCGUUGGUGUUUUCAGAAACCAGGAUAUCGAAGAAGUGUUCAGACUAGCCAACGAAUAUGAGGUUGAUGUGAUCCAGUUGCAUGGUAGUGAAGAUGUGGAAGAAUACUUGGAGCGCAACGAGGAUGGAAAUUACGUGAUUGUGAAGAGAUACGUGAUUCCAAACAAUAUUCAAGCCAUGUCGGAUUUCUUUCAUAAAUUGACUGGAGUACCAAGUAAAGGAUUUGCCUUUCCUCUUUUGGAUUCAGAAGCAGGUGGCGAAGGAAAACCGAUCGACUGGACGCUUAUUAAUGAUCUCGAGGGUAAGUUUAUUUUGGCGGGGGGUUUACAUCCCGACAAUUUACAUGAAACGCUACCCUAUUCCAAGAACGUGAUCGGAUUUGACGUUAGUGGAGGAGUUGAAAAUGUGGAUGGUGAUAAAGACUUGAACAAAAUCAACCUGUUCAUUGUCAACGGCAAGCAGUUAGCAUAA